Molecule: messenger RNA, 504 nt
Organism: Rosa chinensis
Lineage: Eukaryota; Viridiplantae; Streptophyta; Magnoliopsida; Rosales; Rosaceae
Product: E3 ubiquitin-protein ligase RING1-like
Exons: 2
Coding region: 1-504 (167 amino acids)
Biological process (GO): protein ubiquitination
Cellular component (GO): cytoplasm
Molecular function (GO): ubiquitin protein ligase activity
Source: RefSeq, a predicted model, not a curated record
AUGGGCGUCCCACCAGAAGAGCACACGAUCAUCCUUUAUAAAAUAUUUGAGGUGCUUCCUGCUGCUGCUGGGGGCAUCGAAACAUUUACGGUUCGUGAAGUUGACUAUCAUGGUACCUAUAUCCCCUGGGGUCAGCAAAAUGAUGUUGGUACCACUAUCACUGAUGAGCUUUCAUCGGAACUUGAUAUGCUUACAUUGGAGUCCUUUCAAACUCAGUGGGUCAGGUUCGUUCCUGCGACUAGAUCAUCAGUUGAGAAAUUGCAGAUGGUGAGACUUGAUAGUUCGGAAGAAUCGACUCUGAAACUGAACCCAUUAUGUAGUAUAUGUAGGGAUGACUUUGCCAAAGGCUGUGUUGAUCAAUUGGUUAUUCCUUUACCUUGCGCACACUACUAUCAUGUAGAUUGCAUUAUCCGGUGGCAGGAGGUGGGUCACGUGUGCCCCUUGUGCCGAUAUGCCCUGCCAACUGUGCCAACUGAGGUAGAUAGCGAGCCUUCAAAUUCUUAA